GUUUACAUUUAGGCGCCAUAUGUCUUCACGUCAUUAGAGGGGCAAGUCCGAGGGAGGAUGACAAAGCAAACAAGAGGAACAGAUGAAAGCUGGAAAGUGAGCGAACGCUCAAGGCAAUGCAAUUUGUAUUGCUCACAUUUUGUCGGCUGGAUACUUUCAAGAGGUCUAGCACGAUAUAACUACCCUGCCCCUACACGGAAGUCAAGAUCGCAUUUUAUCCCAUUAAUAUUGAAUUUGUUCCCUGCCAACCUUGGUGCAAAUCUCACAACAUACCAACACGCACCAUGCUCACGAAGGAGACGGCUGUCAUGCUUGCCAAGUACAAUAACUGGGCCGACCAAGUACUUUUCGCAGCGAUCCAAAAACAACUGCCGUCUGAGGCGGUCUACCAGCCGCGCACAACUCUCUUCAAGUCCAUGAUGGGCACACUCAACCACAAUCAUCAGGUCGACCUGAUCUGGCGUGCGCAUCUACUCGAAGAGGACCACGGCUUCUCGACCCGCCGCGAUCUGUUAUACACGAAAUUUGAAGAGUUGGUCGAAAAGCAGUUUGAGGUCAACCAAUGGUACAUCGAUUGGGCGAGCAGGCAAGAUGAGGAAAGCUUCAGCAUACGAUCCAAGUUCCAUUACGUCAACGGCACACCUGCAGAGAUGACUUUGGGUGGCAUGUUUCUGCAUGUUAUCAACCACAAGACCUACCAUCGAGGUUGGGUUAGUGAGAUGUUCUUCGAACACGGCACGAAUCCGCCCGAGACCGAUCUCUGUGUUUACUUGUGCCAAUAAAUCGUCUAGGUGUCCCCGGAUCCCCCGCCGCUUCAAACCUGGUGAGCUGGGGUGAGCGUGGGUGAGCGGGGUGAGCGAGUGGGUAAGGAAUCGGGUUACGGGAACGAGGUCACUAUUAUUAAGACUUAGAUAAUUACAAGCUUUCCGUAACGAUUAUAUGCGCGUAUAAUAGUUUUCAGUAUUAUGAAGUACGGCUUUACUAAAUGAAGUUAAAGAGCUAUAUGGGACUUCGGAGGCGUAAUCCUCUCGCCUAAUAAAGUCCCAAUACCGCCUUAAUUAU
Colletotrichum godetiae is the source of this 1062-nucleotide messenger RNA. RefSeq names its product DinB family protein. The coding region runs from base 285 to 782 and encodes 165 amino acids. Lineage: Eukaryota; Fungi; Ascomycota; Sordariomycetes; Glomerellales; Glomerellaceae. The record is from RefSeq and is a predicted model, not a curated record. The transcript has a single exon.